CCCUCUUCUCUCCUCUCUUCCUCACUCUCUCUUUCUCUCCCAAACCAGAAGAAGCUCUAGACCUUCUUAGAAAUAAAACCAUUGACAUGCUGUUAGGGAAGCGUCCCCGCCCACCGAUUCGGAGAACGACAAGCAUGACCGGGAUUACCGUCGAUCUGAGCAACGUGGAAGACCAGGUGCCGACUGAAAGUGAAAACCCUAGCAUGAUGAUGGAUGUGCAUGCACCAUCUAUGGUGGUGGGACAGGAAGGACCGUUCAAUUAUAUACAUAGCCCUAACAGCUUAGGGUAUCAUGAACAGCACCGUUUCUUGGCCAUGUUGUCACCCAGAACCAACAGCAGCAACCACCGGAGAAACUCGGCCUCCAACAUAGUCGAAACCGCUCGCUUCCUACGAACGUGUGGCCUCUGCAACCAGAGCUUGGCUUCCGGCCGUGACCUCUAUAUGUAUAGGGGGGACACGGCGUUUUGCAGCCUAGAAUGCAGAGAGCAGCAGAUGAAGCAAGACGAGAGAGUAGAGAAGUGCAAGGGGUUGGCUUCGAAGAAAGAGGACCGCCAUGCAACUCGAUCGAGCUCCAAGGCCUCUAGUAAAACUCAAACUGUGGCCGCAGCUUAAUUAAUCAAAUCCAAAUAGAAAAACUGCAGGGAGCAAAAUAGUCGAUCGUAUUAUGUAUUAGGUAUUGCACUACUUUUGCAAAACCCCCCAUUUUCUCCAAGAUGAAUGAAUUGCCCGGCCGGCCGAUCCCUUUUACGUUA
Messenger RNA from Argentina anserina (silverweed cinquefoil), 754 nucleotides. Its product is annotated as FCS-Like Zinc finger 5. The transcript has 2 exons. The coding region runs from base 87 to 614 and encodes 175 amino acids. NCBI's taxonomy places the organism in Eukaryota, Viridiplantae, Streptophyta, Magnoliopsida, Rosales, Rosaceae. The record is from RefSeq and is a predicted model, not a curated record.